AUGCGAAUGAUCGCCCUGGCUUUGCCCACCGGCCAGGCUGUCCCAGGCUCGGCCCCCGGCCCGGCUCCGGACCUGCGCUCCGCUGGCGGCGCGCAGAGGAAGCGAGAGCAGGUGGAGGAGGAGGGAGAGGAGCGAGCAGACCUUGGGCGCCCUGGGAUCCCUCAGCCCCUGCGGGUCACUCUCCAGAUGGGGAAACUGAGGCGGAGACGGCGGUCCGGGAGCCCGGCGGCUCCUCCCCGGCCCGGCCUCGACCGCCCACCCCAGAGUAUAGUGGUGGUGAUCAACACCAAGGAGGUGGCGCAGCGCAUCACGGCCGAGCUGAAGCGCUACAGCAUCCCGCAGGCCAUUUUCGCGCAGCGCAUCCUGUGCCGCUCCCAGGGCACGCUCUCCGACCUGCUGCGCAACCCCAAGCCGUGGAGCAAGCUCAAGUCGGGCCGGGAGACCUUCCGCAGGAUGUGGAAGUGGCUGCAGGAACCCGAGUUCCAGCGCAUGUCGGCGCUGCGCCUAGCAGCGUGCAAGCGCAAGGAGCAGGAGCAGCAGAAGGAGCGCGCGCUUCAGCCCAAGAAGCAGCGCCUGGUGUUCACCGACCUGCAGCGGCGCACGCUCAUCGCCAUCUUCAAGGAGAACAAGCGGCCGUCCAAGGAGAUGCAGGUCACCAUCUCGCAGCAGCUCGGCCUGGAGCUCAACACCGUCAGCAACUUCUUCAUGAACGCGCGGCGCCGCUGGAUAAAGAAGAUGCUGAAGAAGGUGGAAUAUGCUUGCUCCAUUUUUUGCCAAAAAAAUUGA
This is a messenger RNA of Leptonychotes weddellii (Weddell seal), 786 nucleotides long. RefSeq names its product one cut homeobox 3 (gene ONECUT3). Gene Ontology annotation, biological process: regulation of transcription by RNA polymerase II. NCBI's taxonomy places the organism in Eukaryota, Metazoa, Chordata, Mammalia, Carnivora, Phocidae. The record is from RefSeq and is a predicted model, not a curated record. Gene Ontology annotation, cellular component: nucleus. Gene Ontology annotation, molecular function: DNA-binding transcription factor activity, RNA polymerase II-specific; RNA polymerase II cis-regulatory region sequence-specific DNA binding.